This is a messenger RNA of Pygocentrus nattereri (red-bellied piranha), 2136 nucleotides long. It is a transcript of the gene gclm, whose product is annotated as glutamate-cysteine ligase, modifier subunit. Lineage: Eukaryota; Metazoa; Chordata; Actinopteri; Characiformes; Serrasalmidae. Gene Ontology annotation, biological process: glutathione biosynthetic process. The record is from RefSeq and is a predicted model, not a curated record. Gene Ontology annotation, cellular component: glutamate-cysteine ligase complex. Gene Ontology annotation, molecular function: glutamate-cysteine ligase catalytic subunit binding; enzyme regulator activity. The transcript is spliced from 7 exons. Bases 187 to 1005 code for a protein of 272 amino acids.
CUGCCCGCUCCAGUCUGCCGUCCUGCUCACUACCGCUUUUGCCUUCAAUGUAGUGAAUGAACGAAGCUACAAAUGCAGAGUCAUACCAAACCUCUGAGCGCAGAGCGACGGGAAUCACGGUGUUGAGAUUAUAAAUAGUCUGAAGACACUCCAGCGAAUUAUUUCUGUACAAGCAGGCUGCUGGACAUGGAGCCUCACGUCUACGCGAAGAUGUUACUUGACCAUGCCACAACUCUGAAGCUGCACACGGGCAACCUGGUGAACCGCAGUCGGCUCAAGAAGAAAUGUCCGUCUUCCCAAAGUGAGGAGCUUCAGGACUGCAUCAGAGCAACGCUUAGUGAGUGGUUUGCGUCUAUACCCCCAGUUACGGAACCAGAAUUGUCCCGGAUUCUGGAUUGCACAAUCCCACAGAAUACAGAGGCCAUCACACCAGAGGAGAGAGAGGAACUGAAGGUUUCUGUCAAGCUGUUUCUAAGCGAGUCUGAUUGUUCAUCUGUCCGAAAUGCUGUGGAUAUGGCUUGCGCGUCGUUGGGCGUGUCUCAGCUGGACUCUGUGAUCAUCGCUCCUCCUUUGCUGUCAGAGGGUGAGAAUCUGGCCUUGGCUCACCUGCAGCCUUUGUGGGAGGAGCUGGAGGGGCUUGUUCACAGCCAGAAGGUUGCAGCUAUUGGCACCUCAGACUUGGACAAGACCCUGCUUGAGCAGCUGUACAACUGGGCACAGGUGAAGCCCAGCAGUAACCAGGUAAAUCUGGCUUCCUGCUGCGUGAUGCCUCCAGACCUCACUGCGUUCGCUAAAGAAUUUGAUAUCCAGUUGCUGACACACAAUGACCCUAAAGAGCUGAUCAGUGCAGAAGGCUUUCAGGAGGCUGUACAGGAGAGCAGUAAGGACCUGCAGGUGGCAGACUGGAGGCUGGAGUGGGUCUUGCGGUACUCCAUCAUCGUCAAAAGCCGAGGCAUCAUCAAAGCCAAAGGUUACCUCAUUCAUGCUAAAAAGAAGAUCCAGUAGGCAUGUCCCAAAACAAGAUUUGGGUCAACUAUACUUCAGUCCACCUUACUUGUGGAAUUUGCAAAAGUAGAUUUUAGCUUCUUACUUAAUGUUCUUUAAUGAAAUGUAUGUUAUCAGAUUUAAAUUUUUGUCCUGAUUGGUGGAAAGAUGGAAAUUGAAGUUCAGCUGAGUAUGUUGAGAAAUCUCUUUUUUCAAAGCGUUUUUGACCUAAACAGGUCUGGGUUGUUAUCCAACCUUUGUAUCCUACUCCAUUGCAUGGGGUGUGUUUAUGAAUUUACAUAAUGUAGAUAACCAAUGUCUAACAGAGUUAACGUACCAUACCAUGCUCAAAUCUGUUCAAGUGCCUCGUUUUGUUAGUAAUACAUUGACUUGCGUUUGUCAAUUCUAAACAGAUACUACAGAGAUUUAAAAAAGUCAUCUUAACAAAAAAUAAAUAAAUAAAUAAAAAUUCCACAUUAGGGAACAUGGAACCAUAAGUUAGGUUUUUAAAGAGUGACAGAAGUGUGUUUCUGGAAGCACAGAAUUUAAUCAAAGUUAACUUUGAUGAGGCUAAAUAACAUGUAGAAGUCAAUAAUUACCAAAAGUUUACUGAAAUUGAUUUUACAGAUGGUUACAUUGUUAUUGCUUUAUAUUUUUUGUUCUUGUCUCUGUUUGAUGUUUAGAAUGCCAGUUUUUCAACUCCGCUGGUGUUUGGUGUCAUUUAUUUUUAAGUACUGCUACCCUUGAAACAUGUACACAGAUAUGUGGCUACUUGUCAUUUACAUAUUUUGAGAUUCAUAUGUUGCAGCCCUGUCUAAAACUUUUACUUUAGUGAGAUAUUGCAGGUAUUUAAUGGAGAAGUAUGGAAUAACUGACACACUGUAAGCAUGCAUGGCAUGGUACAUGUGUUCAUUGUAUAUAAAACACUGGAAAAUUCCACACUUGAAAGAAAGUUAUGAUUGUUUCUGAUAAGUUGAUUAUCUGAAAAUAUAUAUUUUUAUGUGUGUUUAUUUAUUCAUCAUAAUGACAAUUUAUAUUUGGGUCCACAAUGAAGAUCUCAGUACUGUACCUGUAAUUACUGUUUUUGAAUGUGCCCAUGUAAGUUGUAAUGUGUUUUUAACUGGGUUUAUAAAUCUAAAUCUGAAACACGGA